CUUAAUAGUACACUUUGGUAUACUCUAACUGUCAAAGUACAUUUGAAACUUACUGUAAACAAGAUUUGGCGUACACGAUUUCUUUAUUAUUACUCAUUCUGCUUUGUUUGCUAUACCUAUACAGACUAAAAAUUGUUAUUGAAAAAACAUUAGUUCAACUUAAUCUUUAUAGAAAACAACAGUCUUUGUUAUAAAGUUUGUAUAUUCAGUACUUAUUUAUAAUUGUACAUAAAACAUGUCGGAAGUUAAAAAAGAUGACGUUGAACUGAAAUAUAUUCCAAAUGCAACAACAAUAACAAAUAAACAGUUGGGAGGUUUUCCUAAUGUGAAACAUUUUCUUCAAAACUUAGUCAAAGAUACAGUUAUAGUUUCUAAGCAAGUUGGAAGAUCAUUUCAAUAUAAUGCAAUUGUCGAGAAGAAUCGUUAUUUUUCAGCCCAUGGUCUUUUUAUGGAUUAUUUUAUACGAAAACACUUGUCCAAUCAGUAUAACAUUGCAAUAACCGAUUCACGCACAGAGCAUAUUCUGGAGAAUCCUGACGAUUACAUUAUUGGUAAAAAUAUAAGAUUGCGAAAUUCUAUUAGAGAACAUUAUGAGAUUUUUAAAGAUCCUAAUACCAAGGCCAUGAACAUUAUUAAUAGUAUUAAAAUUGUAUCACAAUCACAUCUAAUAUUCUUUGGAUAUGGUAUACCAAGACGUAAGUACGAUGUGAAUACGGAUAACUUGCGUGAAAUUAUAGGAUAUUUGGAAAGUCUUCCGUAUAAAACGGUCGACUUGAAUCCUGAGGUGGGAUGUGAUUAUUUUAAUGCCGAUGCAGAUUUAAUAUUCGAUAAUGAUGUGAUAUACGAAAUAAAGACCUCUAAAUUUAAGUCUCUCCAAAAGGACAAAGCUAAAAUACCUUUGAGCAAAUUUUAUCAAACAAUAGUCUACGGUUUUGGUUUCUACAAGAAAACUGGUAUUCAAAUUAAAAAAUUCAAAAUCUAUAAUCCUUUAUUGGGUGACGAAUAUUCAAUAGAAUUGCAAAAUAUUAAUUUUAAGCUAUUUGAAAAAGUUCUAAAACAUGAUGUUGCCAUGUACAGUAUACUCGAAGAAAUUUUAGCAGAUGAAAUGGUUUUGGAUCUAACACUAUUUCCUGGUGAGGGUGAAAAGUGAAGAAAUGUUUGCUUAAUUAAAAAAAUUAAAAAAAAAUUUAUUAUAUUUUUUCUUACAAUUUUUUGAUGAAAUAAAUGCUGCAUUUACAGUUUAAAAAA
This is a messenger RNA of Lucilia sericata (common green bottle fly), 1248 nucleotides long. RefSeq lists its product as uncharacterized. Lineage: Eukaryota; Metazoa; Arthropoda; Insecta; Diptera; Calliphoridae. The transcript has 2 exons. Bases 236 to 1150 code for a protein of 304 amino acids. The record is from RefSeq and is a predicted model, not a curated record.